AUGCCGGGCUCAGGUCUCUCGCAAGGGGUUUCCGGGAUCAGUGGUGAAACGGCCUGCAUGGAGCUGGGGCCUUCGGCUCGCGGUGAAGAUCCGGGGGCGUUCGUGCCUGGCAGAGCGCACUGGUGCCCAGUGCUGUCUCUGGUUACUGCUGUCAACAGCUUUUCUCAUGAAGUUGAAAAUUUCCACUUAAGACAAGCUACCCAAAAGAAGAGCAUCCAGUGGCUAGAUUCUUAUCAAUUAGAUGGUCUACAUCCUCUACGGCGUACGAAAAGGACAUGGGUUAUUACCACCAUUGUUGUUCAAGAGGAGGAAAAAGGACCAUUCCCAAAAUAUGCUGGACAGCUGUUCAAUAACAAAUCAUUUAAUGCAUCAGUACGAUAUUUAAUCAGUGGACCUGGUGUAGAUGAACAUCCAGAGAUUGGAUUGUUUUCUAUAGAAGACGAUGCAAACGGACAUGUGUAUGUACAUCGUACCAUUGACAGAGAAAAGACCCCAUCUUUUCAGGUACGUUUUGAUAUCGUGCACAGAAAAAAUGCAGAACUAUUGGACCGACCUUUAUUUUUCAAGAUUAAGAUUAAAGACAUUAAUGAUAAUGCACCUGAGUUUUCCAAGGAAGAAUUUAACAUUACAAUAAGAGAGAACCACAGUAAAGAUGAACCAGUUUUCCAAGUUACUGCCUUGGACAAAGAUGAAGGAGGCACUGCUAAUUCUCAAGUCUCCUAUUCUCUAACUAUGCAAAUGCCCAUUCUAGAUGGAUUCGCAUUUGAUAUUGAUCCUGUCACAGGUGUGAUACUCCUGUCUGGAUGCCUGCAUUACGAGAUUGCUAGUUCUUUUAAACUUCUGGUUGAAGCCAGUGACCAUGGAGCUCCCAAGCAGUCAUCUACUGCAACAGUGAAUGUAGCUAUUGAAGAUGCAAACAACUACCUCCCUGUAUUUAUCAACGAUCAUUACCGGCUACAGAUUUUGGCAGGCCAAGAACAUCCAGCUGCAUUACGGCUCCAAGUGGAAGAUAAAGACUCUCCCAACACUCCAGCUUGGAGAGCAAAAUACAAUAUAACAAAAGGCAAUGAGAAGGAACAGUUUGCCAUCGUGACUGAUCCGGAAACAAACGAUGGCAUUUUGAGUAUCAUCAAGCCUCUCAGGUACGAAGAGAACUCUGAAAAGAGACUUGUCAUUUCUGUAGAAAAUGAAGAACCUUUCUUCUCCUGCAAAAAUGGCAAAGUGAUGAUCUCAAGCACAGAAUGCAUGAAUAUAACUGUGAACAUCAAGGUCUUACAAUCACAACAUACUCCUCAGUUUCAGCCUCCUAUACUUAUCGUCCAAAAAGAAGAUCCAAUGAAGCCCGGGAGAGUAUUUAGAAGAUAUCCUGCUACAUAUCCAGAUGAUGUACCAAGGAAGAUAAAAUAUGAACUAGCUCAUGACCCAGCUAGCUGGGUGAGUGUGGAUGAAAAUUCUGGAGUUCUUACUGUGGAAAAAGAAUUUGAUCCAGAAUCCCCUUAUGUGAACAACAGUGUGUACACCAUUAUCAUUCACGCUACUGAUGAAGGUAUUCCACCACAGACUGGUACUGGCACCAUCCUCCUUUACUUGUCCGACAUUAAUGAUCAUAUGCCAGCAUUAGUGACUCCUUCUUUAGAUGUGUGUGACCAAAAAGAAAGGAUACCUCUCAUUAUAAAAGCUAAGUCUGCUCUGGUCCAAGCAAAUUCUGAUCCAUUUACGUUUGAACUGGCUGAGGACUCUGAAGAUGUAAAGCAUAACUGGAAAUUAGGAAGGAAUUUUGGGGGGUCGGUUGAGCUUUUAAUGUUAAGAAGACUCCCACAUGGUAGUUAUUUGGUGCCGUUCAUUAUUCGGGAUAGGCAAGGAUUUUCUACAAGGCAGAAUCAGCACAUAAGGCUCUGCCUUUGCCCAGAUGGGCAUACAUGUGAAGAUUCACCACUUUCACAAGCAUCAGUGAGACUUGGAGGCAGCGCCAUUGCAGUAAUGAUGUCAGCUCUCCUAUUAUUCCUGGUUUCCAGUAUUCUACUUUGUCGGUUUUAUGCAUCAGGAUCCAAAGGUAAAGCCAGUCUUCCACCUCAGGGAGGUGAACAGACUUUAAUCACUUAUAAUGAAGAGAGCAGAAAGCCUUUAUCUCAGGCUAAGUUGGACACUAUAGGUCAUGCUGUUCUACUGCCUGUGUCUGCAGAAGUUGGAAAAGUGACUGUCAAGGAUGGCCUGUACGCUAGAUAUAAUGAGACCUCCCAAGUAAGAUACCCUGAUCACAUCCUACAGACAGUGGGCAAAAAACUUGAUCAGAAAUUGUAUGACCAAAGCAAAAUGGAAGAUGAUGGGCACAGCUACAAACCUUGCAGAUAUGCUGAAGAAGGAGAACUAGAGCGAAAUAGCUCCUCCUACUCUCUCUCUGUUGUCAGUGAGGAAUUGCCCAGGGAUUUUUUGCAAACUCUGGGGCCAAAGUUUUCUGCUCUGGAUGAAAUCUGCCAGAAGCCAUUUCUGUCAUUCAACUAAUUUCAAAAGGCCAUGACUAUUUAUGGUGUUACAAAGGCUUUUGGAAGAAGCACUGACAAAAUUUUAAGAAAAGAACCAUCCACACUUGACAGAUUUGCAGUAUGUUUGCACCACCAGUACCUGGCCUUUUAUUCUUCUUGGCUAUAAUGUCUGCAUGUCAGCAGCCAGGAAAAUGACAUGUGUAUGACCUAGCAUGAAAAGGAAAAAAAAAAAUCUACCAUGCUAGAAAUUGAAGCCACAGUUCCAUAUGGAAAUAAGACAACUUUGAAAAGAAAAGGCAAUUACUAGCUAGACCAGGGAUACAGUCCUUUCUCCAGGAAGUGGAUUCUUUACAUCCAAGGUGGCUUUCAAACAGAUUAGCUGUAGUGCAACCACGCAGAUCUGGCUGGCUGAUCAGAUCUUUUCUUUCCAUAUAAUCUUGACAAAUCUAAGAGAAAAUGCACUUCUACUCUUAACAAACUCGCAACUUCAUAAUGUCCCGAGAGGUCGCCCACCAUCCCUGCUUUACAGCAUAAAAUAGGCACCCAUGUAGUGCGUGCGCACUUAUGCUGGCAUCUGGUGGCUGUUAGUAUUAUUACACUAUUGUAAAUAACAUUAAAUUGUCCUAAGGAAAUGCAUGGGUCUCCUCAGGCGUCAUUGACAAAGUAGCUGACAUGAUAAAGAAAGGAUGGUAUCAGAUUUCUUUAUAUGGAAACCUCAGAUGUGUUACUUUUAAAUCGUGUGGUUUGUACAUGUCUGCAUGUGUGUAAUGGCCUAUGCUCAGUUAUAGCAUGAUGGCUAUCAAUGUUACAAUACAUGAAUGAGGAAGGAAUAACUCCAGAAGACAGUAUUCUGCCAUUACAUAAGUUUUAUAAACAACAAGAGAUGGAACUAGUCAGUCUUACUACUAUUCUAUUUUUGUGCUAAAGAAAAAUGUUCCACCUAAGGCCAGCACUAGGUCUGGUAUCUAAGGCUCUGUUCUUCUGUUUCAAAGUUUAAACAAUAAAUUUUACUUUUUCUCAGAUAUUAUUAACUAAUAAUUCAAGGCUAGAAACUUUCAAUCAAGUGUGAUUUAAAAAUCUGCCUGAAUUGCAAGGAGCUAAAUUUUUCUAAGUGCCAGCAGCCAGAUCUGUUUACACAAUAAAUCACUACUUUGAUAAACUGACCUUAACGUAUAAUACCAGAUGGAAGAGUUUAAAUCAGACCAGUGAUUUAGCAGCACUGUCAAUAACCAAGAUGCAAGUUUUAUUGCAAAUUAUAACCAUACAGGUAAGAUUAGAAUUGUGCUGUGUUUUGCUCUUUCCACUGAAAAUGAUGCCAGAUUAAAAAUAAUAAUGAGAGCAUUCUGUCUAUAGUUCACCACGCUCACAAACACCAAA
Molecule: messenger RNA, 3860 nt
Organism: Struthio camelus australis
Lineage: Eukaryota; Metazoa; Chordata; Aves; Struthioniformes; Struthionidae
Source: RefSeq, a predicted model, not a curated record